AUUCUCCCUCUGAUGUUGGGAAGGCUUCCCCCUCUGCCUCCCUCUCCGACCUUCACCCCUGUAGAGGAGGAGGAGAAGACUGGUAACCCUGUAGAGAAGGAGAGGAGAGAACCAUCAUCAGUUCCAGAGACUGGUGAAGCGGUGCUCCAAGGAGAAGAGAUGCACAAGGAGGGGCGAGCAGAGAUGCUCCAAGGAGAAGAGAUGCACAAGGAGGGGCGAGCAGAGAGCACUUUUCUGGAUACUGAGAGCCCAUUUAAAAAGCACGCUCCCAUCAAGACCUCCAGCCCCAUGAUGCGGCAGGAGGGGGAUGAGGACAAGGACAGAACAGCCUCUCCAUUGCUCUUGACCUGUGAUGAGGAUGAUGAUGAAGAUGACCACGGCCCUGUAAAGCAGCCUAUCACUGCCCUGACACCACAGUGCAACAGACAGGCAGCAGACGGGAAGUUGACUCUGUCCCUUUGCAGCAUAGAGACAGAGCCAGAAGAGCCUCCCCAAACAAGCCUGUGUCCAGCAGUAGAACCCAAAGAACAACCAGUAACAGGGAAGAAGAGUCUGGCCCGACCUUCAGAGAUGAAGAGUCUGGCCCGACCUUCAGAGAUGAAGAGUCUGGCCCGACCUUCAGAGAAGAAGAGUCUGGCCCGACCUUCAGAGAAGAAGAGUCUGGCCCGACCUUCAGAGAAGAAGAGUCUGGCCCGACCUUCAGAGAAAGAAGAGUCUGGCCCAGCCACCAGAGAAGAAGAGUCUAGAGAAGAAGAGUCUGGCCCAGCCACCAGAGAAGAAGAGUCUGGCCCAGCCACCAGAGAAGAAGAGUCUGGGCCCAGCCACCAGAGAAGAAGA
Oncorhynchus keta (chum salmon) is the source of this 837-nucleotide messenger RNA. RefSeq lists its product as uncharacterized. The transcript is spliced from 4 exons. The annotation marks the transcript as partial. The record is from RefSeq and is a predicted model, not a curated record. NCBI's taxonomy places the organism in Eukaryota, Metazoa, Chordata, Actinopteri, Salmoniformes, Salmonidae.